Solanum lycopersicum (tomato) is the source of this 2241-nucleotide messenger RNA. RefSeq lists its product as uncharacterized. NCBI's taxonomy places the organism in Eukaryota, Viridiplantae, Streptophyta, Magnoliopsida, Solanales, Solanaceae. The record is from RefSeq and is a predicted model, not a curated record.
AUGACCAAUCUUUGGUACAAUUUUUUUGCCAUUCCUCAGAAAUUUUUGAACAAGAUUGAUAUAAAUCUUUUGGAGAUGUAUAUAAAGAUUAGACCAAUAAAUCAAGAUAAUCUGUUUCGAAUGAAUGAUCAACAUGGUUAUCAUAUGAAUUUAUUGGCUCAAAAUUAUGGAUUUGCCACAUUCAGUCAACCUCAUUUUACAUACACUGCAACACAUGGUAUUCAUCAAUCAUUUGAUGAAGGCUCGGGUAGUCAAAGACAUAUUGAGAGUAGCCACAAUCAAUAUGAAAUCAGAGAAGAUGAAGCUACCUUUGAUUUGUGUAAUGAUGCACGUGCUCAAAGAAGUGAUGAAAAUUCGGAGGAGGAUGAACCUUCACAAGAUGAUGGAGAGAGUAAAGUCAUUGAAAGUGAAUCCGAUGAAGAUAUUGGAGAUUUACCUCAAAAUGAAAGUGCGGUGAAUUUUCAAAAUCAAUUUGAUGAAAUGCAAAAUAAUGAUAUACCUUACUUUACAACAUUGGAGACUGAGGAAGAUAUUUUUAUCUCUACUCGUGAAUCCAAAAUGAAAUAUUGUUCUGUUUGGGUCGAGGAUGCAAAAAAAGAUUUAGAAAAAAAUAUGUAUUUUAGUAGUAAAGCUAAGUUAAAACGGGCUGUGACAAUUUGGAGUUUGAGCAAAAAUAAAGAAUUUAAGAUUGUAAUAUCAACUAAGAGCGUAUGGACUGUGAGAUGCAGAUUUUAUGAUUCUUUGGGUUGUCCAUGGUUUCUUCGAGGUCGUAAGGUUGGAGGUAGCCUUUGGAAGAUAGGAAAAUAUUUUAAUAAUCAUAGAUGUGAGACUGAAGGGCUUACAACAGGUCACACUAACUUAGAUACCAAUUUAAUUGCAUCACUAUUUUUAAAUCAAAUAAGUAAAAAUCUAAAAUUGUUGAUAGUGGAUGUCAUGUCUAAGGUUCAUGAAAAAUUUGGUCAUCAAGUAACAUAUAGAAAAGCGUGGCUUGGGCGUCAACGCGCAUUUACAUUGGUAUAUGGUGAUUUUCAGAAAUCAUUUAGUGAGCUUCCUAAGUUUUUUGCAGCUUUUCAAUAUUUUAAUCCUGGAACAGUUGUGGAAUGGAAACACGAAGAGUCAAUGAGUUCACCAGAGGUAAAAACUUUUAAAUUUGUAUUUUGGGCUUUCAAGCCAUGCAUUGAUGGGUUCCAAACUUGUCGUCCUGUUAUUUCAGUAGAUGGAACUCAUAUGUAUGGUAAAUAUGAGAUAAAAUUGUUAAUUGCUGUUGGAGUUGACAGAAAUGAUAACAUUCUUCCUCUUGCGUUUGGUAUUGUUGACAAAGAGUCGAAAGAGGCAUGGAAAUGGUUUUUUAGGAAAUUGAGUGCACAUGUGAUAAAAGAUAGAGAAGAUAUUUGUAUUAUCUCUGAUAGGGCAAAAGAAAUCUUGACUAGUUUAUCGGAGUUGUGGCGAUUGCAGAAACCUCGGGCCUUUCAUCGAUUUUGUCUGAGACAUCUUAAAAGUAAUUUUCAAUCUCAAUUUCCAAAUAGGGACCUCAGUAAUCUUAUGUGGAGGGCUGCUACAACUCAUCAAGUAAGGAAGUUUGAAGCUUUGAUGUGGGAAAUUCAAGAAGAAAAUAGAGAAGCAUAUGAAUACCUCAUGCGAAUUCCAUUGGACAAAUGGACUGUUAGUCAUGAUAAUGGAAAAAGAUGGGGAGUACUGACAACAAAUCUUUCAGAGUCUUUCAACGGGCCUCUAAAGAAAGCUCGAGGCUUGCCCGUCACUGCUAUGGUUAGACUUUCAUUGGAGCAAACCGUUGAACGAUAUACUCGUAGAUGUCAAAAAACUCACCAACUUGUUGAGCAAAAGGAAUUAUGGACAAGCAGUUUCAAAAAGAAGUGGGAGAAAAACUAUGAAAAUUCAAAAAAACACUUUGUUUAUGAUUGGAAUAUAUCCACAGGGGUAUAUGAGGUUACUAAAAGAAUGGGAGCAUUAGCUAGAAAUUUUGUCAGCGAGCAUUUCACAAUAGAGAAUUAUGUUACAACAUAUUCUGGGUCAUUCUCACCGAUUGGACACGAGGCAUAUUGGUCAUCGCCAAGCUUUAUAAUGAGAAGUAGUGAAUUCUAUCGACGUCCCAAUCGAUCAAGGACCACUAGAAUUCAUAAUGAGAUGGAUCGUGAUCCUGCAACAUAUGGGCGGGCUUGUGGAUUGUGUAAACAGACUGGGCAUGACAGGCGUCGAUGUCCAACUCGAAAUCAAAUUUAA